AUGGUUUUCGUAAAAAUUUCGACAUUCCACUGGAUAGUGAUACAUAUCUUGCAUUACAUUUCAAUACCAUUAGAAUUACUUUCAGUUUGCUUAUUCUUAGUUAAGAUAAGCAAUACCAUAGAUAUUGAAGUUAUACCUUAAAUUGAUAAAGAUGGAUUCCUUAAGCUAUCAGACUAUGUUAAUCUAAUUAAUCCUUAAGUUGAUGCAUUUUUGUUUAACACUUUGAUGAUUACACUCUUUUGGAUAGCUCACAUCAAAAUGUCUAGCACUGCUUUCAAAUAGAAUAUGAAUAACUUGACUAAUAAUCUCUACUACUACUAUGAUAGAUCAGUUUUUAAUAUGACUGCUGGAAAAAUAAUGACUUUAAUCAUCUUUUUAUAUCAGCCCAUCGAUAUUGUGCUAUUUGAAGGAUUCAAUAAUAAUUAUGCUAAAUAUCUCGCAUUAGUCAUGCAGGUAUUUAGUAUUUAUUAUUUCCUUUAAACAUUUUGGGACUUGAGAGAGUCAGAUACUCUUGGCUUUGAUCACUUCAGACAUUUUAAAAGAGAAGGGACAGAGUUUCCAAUGCCAUUUAAGAUGAAAUAUAUGUCAAGAGCAGGCUUUAGUUCCAGACAUCCACUCAUGACAUUUUUCCUUACAUACCUUCUUUCUACUGUGUUAUAUGGUCCAAUCACUUUCGGAAGACUUUUGUUAGUUGGCUCAUUCUUUGUAUCAAUUUUGAUUGGUGUACAUCAUGAGGAAUAAGAAUUGAUUAAAAUGGGUGGUAAAGGAUUCCAAAUUUUUAUGAAUUUCAUACCCAACUUAUUCAUACCAGAUCUCAAAAUGUUCUUCAUGAGUGUCACUGAUUAUAAGAAAUUUGAAAACUCUUUUUGGGAGCAAUUGGCUAAGGUAGAAUGA
Molecule: messenger RNA, 894 nt
Organism: Stylonychia lemnae
Lineage: Eukaryota; Ciliophora; Spirotrichea; Sporadotrichida; Oxytrichidae
Source: the annotation of a GenBank genome assembly